Pieris napi is the source of this 908-nucleotide messenger RNA. RefSeq lists its product as uncharacterized. The record is from RefSeq and is a predicted model, not a curated record. Lineage: Eukaryota; Metazoa; Arthropoda; Insecta; Lepidoptera; Pieridae. The transcript is spliced from 2 exons. Bases 48 to 890 code for a protein of 280 amino acids.
UGUUCAAAACAUUAAUAAGUGGAUUCACUUUGCAAACCGACGUAAAGAUGCUGAUAACAUUUUUAAUUUUAACUAUACCAACUCUCAUCCACUCAUUUGAAGUCACUAUACAAGGUUCAUACGAAAAAGUAAAUGUGAAGGUUUCUGGAGAAAAUGUAGAUAUAAUAAGUGAUAUGGAAAGAAGAAUUUUCAAACUAACAGAGGAAAGAUUGAAGGAUGCUGUCAGUGUUCAGUUCGGUCAACCGCCUGACGACGUAUUCCUCAAGAGUCCAACACCUUGGGGUGAUUUAUACACAACGUACGGUUGGAAGGAAGUAACGGUUACAACUAAACCCAUGUCUAACUACAAAGUUUCGAAGGAGUUCAGAAAUCAAACAGUUGCCAAACAAAAAUACACAAAUAAGACAUCAAGUAACGCAACGCUUUGGGGAAAUAUGUCCAGAUCUGUGGACGAAGAGGUUACAAUAAACUGGUACAAUCCGAAGAAAAUAUCUAUUAAUGGCAACGUCAGCCACCAUUUUGAAUUCACGCAAAUUGGCGGGAAAGAUUUUCACUUGACAGCUCCAUGGGGAAUCGAUACUGAAGAAGUACAUCCUAUUGAAAUUGGAUCAAAGAUUGGUUUCAAAGACAAAUUAAAAACAAAUGAAGCUUUAGAAGUAGAAGUACGAACAAUAAAGGCUAAUAUAAAAAUAGAGGUGGUGUAUGAAUCCACUCUAUCAGGAAACGUGGUCCUUAACUACAAAAACAAGCUCAUGGGCCAUCAUUUCUGGGCAGUUGAAGUUGCUGACGUACUAUCUAUAAUUGGAAUGAGACCUCUAAUAACAAAAGAAGUUAUAGAAAUGGAGUUCUACACGAAAACUGAGCAAAAGUUAAAAGUAAUUCAAUUGUGAGAAUAAAAAUUAUAUUUA